Molecule: messenger RNA, 8078 nt
Organism: Rhopilema esculentum
Lineage: Eukaryota; Metazoa; Cnidaria; Scyphozoa; Rhizostomeae; Rhizostomatidae
Source: RefSeq, a predicted model, not a curated record
GGAAUGUCGGACGGAGAGGACCGAAGCUUUGGCAGUAAGAGUCGAGCGGAGAAAGUUUGUGAGAAGCUUAAAAAUUGCUCAAAGAAGCAUUUUAAGAAAAAGAAAAAAUAUAAUGUUAUCUGUGACUUAACAAAAAAACAUUCAGAUAUCAGACGCGGGCGGAACCGUAAAGAGAGAGAGGCCUACGCUACAAGAAAACAGAGAGGGUACAACACGAACGCAGACAGACCCUACGAAUCAGACUGGUUUGAGACAGAAGAUGACAAUGGACCAUCUGCAGCCCAGAAUUUCAGGUCUGAAAGUAACCAGGAAGUUAUCCCUGAUAAAGGUUUGGAAUAAGUGAAAUUUUCUCCAAAUCUUUACUGUAGAAUCGAUGCCUGAGAAAACAAAUUUAUUGUGUUUUGGUUCUUUUAUCCAUCUUUGCAUACUUCAAUUUGCACAUAACCUUCAACUGUUGUAUUGAAGCUUUUGAAAUUUUCUCUAUCAGAAUCUAGAUUAGGGUGUCAAAAGUUAAGUUUUCUUUAUGUAUAUCAUAUCCAUUCACAAUUUGAACAUAAAAACCCUUGCUUUUUUUUCUUUAAUGAUUAUAACUGUGCAAUGAUUAUAGUGUAUCUAGGAGAUAUCUUACUCAUUCUUACAUUUUUCUUCCUACACAUUAAUUCUUAUAUUCUUUGCAAUAUUUUAGCAUUAAAGUGAAGUCCUUGAAAAAUGCAGAUCUAUGUUUUCAAAAAAUAUUGGAAAGCCCAGUCAGUCAUGGUCGUCAAGAGUUGCUUCAGAAAAUGAAAACUGGGACUCAAAAAGGAGCACUCUUUUUCAAAAUGUUGUAAAACAUUUUGAUGCAAAUCUUGGUGUUUGCCAGAUAUGCCACGUCAAUGCAGCAGUUAUAUGUUGUACAGAUUGCUCUCCUGUUGCCUGCUGUUGUUCAGAUUGCGAUGAAACUGUUCACUGCAAUCAGCCACUCCAUGAUCGACUUGCUGCAACAAAUGGUUUUUUGCAGCCAGUAGCUCCUUAUGUAAACAAUAAAGGAAAACCAGUUGAAAGAAAUACGUAUGAAUCAGCUAUUACAUAUUCCAGGGAUCUGUUAAUUUUUUAAAAAGUUGUUUUAUAAGCCAUUGUGUGAUUGACCUGUUUAUCAGCCACCUGGUAACUGGUGUAUCUUUGUAAUCAACUUGCUGCUACUGCAGCUGUGCAAUUUUUCAGCUGAUAAUGAUUGGAAUCAACCUUGGAGAGAAUCAAUGUUUUACACGUUCUGAAUGACACAUCAUUCUUUUUUUGAAGAACAGAUAAAACAUGCAACUGGAUAGGAUCUACAGAACCUUUGAGUAGUUUCCUGUUCCUUUAAGAUGUUAGGCCGGGUUCAUUCCUAGCUUCACCUUUGUCGCACCAAAAUAUCUAUAAAUUUCUUUGUCCUUUAUUGAUGAAAGCCACUCAGUGUUUAGAAUGCUUAUGCGAAUAUUUUUCUUCUUAAAAAAGCUCAUUGUAUUCAGUAGAUACAGUGCAUUUUGUAUUUCUAGUCUACUAAAUAUUGUUGUACUCAUUUUUUAUAAAUUUUAGGGUGCAAAUAUUUACCUCUGCGCCAUUUCUCGUGUGUUUCAUGCGAAGAUACUUACAGCAGCGAUGAAGACUACUUCACACAUAAUGAUGGGUUUCCUGUUACUGUCAUUACUCACAAAGGUUUUCUCCCCUGGACUUCUUUUCAAAAGAAGAAUAUUUUGUAUAGCUUAUAAUAGAUUAUAUGAAAUCGCAAAAUGAAAAUUUAUAGUGUUUGUUGCCUUUUGGCUGCAUUUAAACCAUACUUGCAAUUUUCAAUAUCUCUAAUACUACAGAUAUGUUACUCAUCUUUACAGCAUCAUUAACUCUUACACUCCUAUUGUUUCUCAAGCCCCUAAAUCAGUUCAUUUUACAAUUUGAUGCUCAAACCAUUAUUCUACAACGAUUCCAGAAAGCUUGGAUAUAUCAUGUUUAUAAAUGUUAUUUGACUCAUCAGUUCAAUUAAAAUCUUCUUUGCCAUUCAUAGCAAACAAUGUCUUUGCAGGUCGCCUUGACGUCAUUGUUCAACCAGUGGAGUGUAAGUUUUGCGGGUUCGUUCAAACUUAUUUGGACAUACAAACAGUCAUGAGAAAUGGCUACUGGCCUGGCUCCACCAUCAACAUCAACUGUAUGUAUGCUGUUGAACUCCUUGACUUUUGGAACUUACAGCAGAGUCACCAGUCGAAGUGCUCAGAAACAGGGUUUCUUCAAGUUCUCAGUCAGCUGUCCCGGGAUAAUGCACGGUCGGCAACUAUCAAUUCGUCAUCCUUUCAACGUGCUUCCAGAGAAUGGAAGUUCUGCAAAUACGAGCUUGACUUGCUUGCUGGAAAGGAUUGGAUGCAAUGUCCUCCAUGCUCCGUUUCACAGUUGACGUCACAUAUUGAUGGAAACUCUAAACUACGAAGAUAUCAACAAAGUGGAAGGUAUAUUAUUGCGUAUACAAUAUCAUAUCUGAUACCGUACACUGUUCUAAUGAUCCCAUUAAAUGUUAAACUCGAAGUUGCAAUUUUGAGUCGUCUUGUUCUCUACAACAAACCAUCUAAAAUUCUUCCUAUGUGGCAUCAAGCACUAUACGACAGACAAGAAACAAAGUUAUUUCCAUUAAUGCCAUUAAGACAUGUUAAUGCCACCCCAACGGUACGACUUCUUAUCAUUUCAACGAUGUUUUAUUCAAGGCGUCAUCGACCAACGUAUUAUGGCGAACGGUUUGUUUUUUCGAAUGAAAAUGUUGACUAUCAUGUGGGAGAUUUGUAUAGAAGGACAGGAUGCAAGAAAAUGAAGACGGACAAUCAAUGUGGGAACAGCGUUUGGGAAGCUGCUGCAAACAAGGCAAAGAGAAAGAUGCUAGAUGAGACUGGUCUUUUGUUUAGCAGCUGUAGGCACCAAGUUGCACAAAAAGCGCUCAAUAUGUUCCAGGGAGAGCUUUUUGCCUACCAUCAUUUUUGGCAUCUGAAUGAUGUGUUGAAAAGAGAAGCUAAAUUCUUUUUUCAGGAUAUUGCUUGUAGAUACAAGACGUGGGUGGAGAAGAUUGACCCAGUUAACGCGGCGAAAGUCACAUUUGCAGUCAAUCUUAUGCAUGGUGCUGGACAUGACUGGACGUGUCAGCUAUUCGAAGGAGGCAGGUUCAAAGAGGGAAUCGGUAGAAGUCACGGUGAAGACUGCGAGAUAGUGAACAGCUUUUUAUCCAGUGCUAGCUGUAUAACUCAAAGAAUGAAGUCGGAAGUUCGGGAAGAGUAUUUGACUGAGAUGAUUCUUAGUUGGAAUCAAAGAUGCAUCUUUGAUAUGCCAAAAGCAUUAGUAAAGCGAAGGAAAACCACAUUUUUCAUAUCUUUUGCAAACCAAUCUAUGUACAAUUUUUUAGACACUUCGAAAGAAUACAUACGGUUAUUGAAGAACAUGAGUAGAAUUAAAAUAGACAUGGAGAAUACUAUUUUGCUCUACAACGAGAUUGCUGUUCAUUUUAAUGAAGCUGAGGCUACUUUGCAAAGUGCACUGUCGGACCAGGGAAUAUAUGCCACAGAAAAUUCUACUGCAGUUUCGAUUGCCACUAAGAGACAUGUUGUCGAGCGCAUGAUGUUUGACGAAAGAUGCAAGGAAGAACUGGACCAUUUAGCUUUGGAGAUGGCAAACUAUCUCAAGUUCUAUGCCGACAAAGUGAUUCCAUCCCUCGAAGAGAGAAAAGCGGCUUUUCUUGAAACGUUGACAAACAAGGACCCGAAAGUAACAAUUGAAGGCGAAGCUGAGGUUGGCUGUCAAGAUAACGGAGAAGUAGCUCAGGGAAGAAGAGAUUGUUCGAAAAGAUAUAGUGUUUCUGCUAGUGAAGGAGGUGGUGGUCUUUUGUCGAUUCUAAACAAAGGCAUCGAUUUUGCGAAAAGCCAGCUGCGAAAGGGGUACGAGACCUUUUCCCAUGUCAGUGGAGGCACAGAGGAUACAGGUUUUACGUUUCUUGAACCAGAACCUGAAGGGCAAGAGCCAUCGGAAAUUCAACCGGCCGAUUUGCAAAGUAGCGAAAACGUUGAGUGUGAUGAUAGUAUUGAUGGUGACGAUAGCAACGAUGGUGACGAUGAAGACACGGAAUGUAGUUUCCGCGCAAUCGAGAUCAAACGCAGAAGCCUCUCAUUUGCCCCUAAAAUCGUGCGUGGGGGAUUUUUCGGAAAGGGUGAAGACUGCAUUCUUCUGAUGUACGAAGAUAGUUUUUCCCAAAAUACUAUCAAUGGUCGCAAUGGCAGUAAUGCCUGCUCCUUCAUUGCAGUCAUCUUUGCUUUCUUGUUUUUGAAGGAAAAAAUUGAAGUUGGGCCUUUUGAAGAACAAAUACAAAAAAAGUUCAACGAAAUUCUUUACGAAGCGAUGGCUAAAGGAAAUGAAAUUUACGACAAGUGUCGCAGAAGCCUACCUCAUCGAUAUUGCUCCAUAACUGAAGUCUCGGAAAGUAUGACUGAAUUGUUACCAUUUACUGUGAAGGAGGAAAAGCCUGUUUCGGUAAAAAACGAGCAUUUCAUGUCGACAUUGCGAGGGCAGUUGGAGUUUUUGAUGUUUUUCAAGAAGCCCUUUGCAAUAGUAUUCGUUUGCAAUGAGAAAUCGUCUGUAUUCUGCAGUGACGGAAAGAAGAUUGCUUUUGUAGACACACAUUCACAUUUUUACGGGGGUACAGCUGGAGGAGCUAUUCAUAUCUGUGCCGAAAAAGAAUUGGACACAUUUAUUUAUUGGGUGGCAGAGGUAAUGGAGCUUCCGGAUAAUGUGUAUGGAAACUUGACAUUUUUACGAUUUCAUUAAAUAUAAGGAAAUGUUAUUGUAUUAACAAAGAUAUCUUCUGCUAUUGUACGAAUCCUUUCUGGUUCCCAACGACCAACUACUUCUGCUUCUAAGUAAAGUUUCUCAAACCCCACAUCUUGACAAAAAUACACAUCACACCCUUAGAACGUACAGGCUGACGAAGACCUACGCUUCAAUUUGAUUUUCCAUAUCUUGUGCGUUUACUUAAAGAACAGGUCACUUAGCUCUACACCUAAAACCGAGGUAUCAAAUUUGGUUGAUUUUUCCUUCCUUCCAUGAAGUUGAUUUUUACCACUUUUAAGAGCAGAAAUUCAAAAAAGACAAUAAACACUCUUCGUUAGUUUGAUCAUCUUAUGUAAAUCAAUAGGCAUACAACGGACAUGGUGUGUGCUUUAUAUAAAUUACACUUUCCAUUGAUUUACAUCGUAAAGUGGCCCUAACCAAUUGCAUUUUGUUGCUAUUGUUGUAGAAUAAUUACGUAGAAAUUUUAUUUGCAGUAAAAAUUAUUGUUUCAUUAUUAAAAAAUAGACUACAUUCCAAGUAAAGCCUAGAUUAAUUAGAUAAAACCAUUAUACAUCUCUGCUCUGUGUUAAUGUGUUUUUUAGUUUAUCUGUAUUCGUUCGAUUUCAGUAUAUAUUAUCUUUGCGGUCACUGAUUAAAUAUGUAAAGGAUUAUAAUUUAAUAAUGGAGUUUUCUUCAAAAUUAAUUUUUAUGAUGUGAGUGAGUAAGUUAAAGGCUGUAAGCAUUUAUAAGUCAAAGCGCUCUAUAAUGUCUAAAACGCUCUGUAAUCUCAAGAAUAUAAUGUUUUAAAUAAACUGUCAAAAUUUGUUUGGUUUAGUUUCUAAUCAUUCAGUAUAAACAAAGCCAACUGUUAAGAAGAAGGAACGUAUGCAGUGUUAAAAAUCUUUGUCAGUUAUCCAAUUUUCUGGGGAAUUAAUACGCGAGUCUUUCAGUAAAUUUCAAUAUCUACAAAAAAAGCUUUCAUUUUACGCUAAAGUGCGUUUACUUCAAACAUAAAAAACUAUAUACUACAGCCCAAUACACUUCAAAAAAAUAUAAAAAUAAGCAACAAAGAGAUAUCAGGUGUUUAAUGCUUUAAAUGCCAAUUUUCCAUCACGAACAACGUUACAAAAAAUAAAUGUUUUUGGAAGAGCAUAGCAAACGCCUGGGGUCAGGAACUUCUUUUCUUCGGAAGAGGUAUCGAAACAAAUUGGCGCAGCAAUCUUCUUUGUUACAGCCAAAAUCAUCACGCAAACGUGAUCUGGGGGAAUAACUGCACCAUCACUUUGCUUCAUAUUUGGCAAAACUUUCCCAACAGCAACAGGAUUACCAUCAACGAAAUACGAAACUCCUUAACAAUAUAAUUAAUAACAAAUAUAUAAAUUCGGUACAAAAAAUAUAGGCUUGAAUCAUUUUUACUGAUAGGAAGAAAAAUAAAAAAUGAAAGAAUUGUCUACAGUUAUUCCAAUAAUCAAACCUCUUGAGAUUGAUGAUGUUGCAGAAGAUGCUAAAAGGAAAUUAAGGAGCAUUGAUUUGACAAUAUUUCCAUCAAUAUUCUCAUAAGAUCGAACAAAAUACAUGGAUGAAAACGAUAAUGAUUGAAAUGUUCAAACCUCUUGAGAUUGAUGAUGUUGCAGAAGAUGCUAAAAGGAAAUUAAGGAGCAUUGACUUGACAAUAUUUCCAUCAACAUUCUCAUAAGAUCUAACAAAAUACAUGGAUGAAAACGAUAAUGAUUGAAAUGUUCAAACCUGGCGAUAUUGAUGAUGUUGCAGAAGUUGCUAAAAGGAAAUUAAGGAGCAUUGAUUUGACAAUAUUUCCAUCAAUAUUCUCAUAAGAUCGAACAAAAUACAUGGAUGAAAACGACAAUGAUUGAAAUGUUCAAACCUGGCGAUAUUGAUGAUGUUGCAGAAGUUGCUAAAAGGAAAUUAAGGAGCCUUGACUUGACAAUAUUUCCAUCAAUAUUCUCAUAAGAUCGAACAAAAUACAUGGAUGAAAACGACAAUGAUUGAAAUGUUCAAACCUCUUGAGAUUGAUGAUGUUGCAGAAGUUGCUAAAAGGAAAUUAAGGAGCAUUGACUUGACAAUAUUUCCAUCAAUAUUAUCAUAAGAUCGAACAAAAUACAUGGAUGAAAACGACAAUGAUUGAAAUGUUCAAACCUCUUGAGAUUGAUGACGUUGCAGAAGAUGCUAAAAAGAAAUUGAGGAGCAUUGACUUGACAAUAUUUCCAUCAAUAUUCUCAUAAGAUCUAACAAAAUACAUGGAUGAAAACGACAAUGAUUGAAAUGUUCAAACCUGGCGAUAUUGAUGAUGUUGCAGAAAAUGCUAAAAGGAAAUUAAGGAGCAUUGACUUGGCAAUAUUUCCAUCAACAUUCUCAUAAGAUCUAACAAAAUACAUGGAUGAAAACGACAAUGAUUGAAAUGUUCAAACCUGGCGAUAUUGAUGAUGUUGCAGAAGAUGCUAAAAGGAAAUUAAGGAGCAUUGACUUGACAAUAUUUUCAUCAACAUUCUCAUAAGAUCGAACAAAAUACAUGGAUGAAAACGACAAUGAUUGAAAUGUUCAAACCUCUUGAGAUUGAUGAUGUUGCAGAAGAUGCUAAAAGGAAAUUGAGGAGCAUUGACUUGACAAUAUUUCCAUCAACAUUCUCAUAAGAUCGAACAAAAUACAUGGAUGAAAACGACAAUGAUUGAAAUGUUCAAACCUCUUGAGAUUGAUGAUGUUGCAGAAGAUGCUAAAAGGAAAUGAAGGAUCAUUGACUUGAAAAUAUUUCCAUCAAUAUUCUCAUAAGAUCGAACAAAAUACAUGGAUGAAAACGACAAUGAUUGAAAUGUUCAAACCUCUUGAGAUUGAUGAUGUUGCAGAAGAUGCUAAAAGGAAAUUAAGGAGCAUUGACUUGACAAUAUUUCCAUCAACAUUCUCAUAAGAUCUAACAAAAUACAUGGAUGAAAACGACAAUGAUUGAAAUGUUCAAACCUCUUGAGAUUGAUGAUGUUGCAGAAGAUGCUAAAAGGAAAUUAAGGAGCAUUGAAUUGACAAUAUUUCCAUCAACAUUCUCAUAAGAUCUAACAAAAUACAUGGAUGAAAACGACAAUGAUUGAAAUGUUCAAACCUCUUGAGAUUGAUGAUGUUGCAGAAGAUGCUAAAAGGAAAUUAAGGAGCAUUGACUUGACAAUAUUUCCAUCAACAUUCUCAUAAGUUCUAACAAAAUACAUGGAUGAAAAGGACAAUGAUUGAAAUGUUCAAACCUGGCGAUAUUGAUGAUGUUGCAGAAGUUG